This is a messenger RNA of Maudiozyma saulgeensis, 372 nucleotides long. The record is from the annotation of a GenBank genome assembly. NCBI's taxonomy places the organism in Eukaryota, Fungi, Ascomycota, Saccharomycetes, Saccharomycetales, Saccharomycetaceae.
AUGUGGUCGUCAAUAUUCAAGUAUGCUGCUGGCUCACUAGUUCGUGAAUCUCCAAGUUUAAGUAGUUCAAUGAUGAACAUGCAAAAGACCAUCAUUACAAGAAAUAAUGGAUUAAAUAGUAUACUGACAUCCAGCACUAGUGGUAGUAGUCUAUUAAAUAGCGGGGUACAAAACGUACAGACAUUACAACCUAUGUGGAAUCCGUUAGGGAUGUUAUCACAACGUAGGUUUAAAAGUAGGGGUAAUACUUACCAACCUAGUACAUUAAAGAGGAAAAGGAAAUUUGGAUUUUUCGCUAGAGCUAAAGAUAAAUUAAAAUCAAAGAUUUUAAAGAAUAGAAGAGAUAAGGGUAGAUGGUAUUUGACACAUUAA